AUGCGGGCCCCCCCCGGCGCCCUGCCCGUCCUGGCCGUGCUGCUGGCGGGGCUGAGCGCGGCGCCGAGCCGGGGGCAGCUGCACGGCGAGAAGGGCAUCUCCGUGCCCGACCACGGCUUCUGCCAGCCCAUCUCCAUCCCGCUGUGCACCGACAUCGCCUACAACCAGACCAUCAUGCCCAACCUGCUGGGCCACACCAACCAGGAGGACGCGGGGCUGGAGGUGCACCAGUUCUACCCGCUGGUCAAGGUGCAGUGCUCGCUGGAGCUCAAGUUCUUCCUGUGCUCCAUGUACGCCCCGGUGUGCACCGUGCUGGAGCAGGCCAUCCCGCCCUGCCGCUCCAUCUGCGAGCGCGCCCGGCAGGGCUGCGAGGCGCUGAUGAACAAAUUCGGCUUCCAGUGGCCCGAGCGGCUGCGCUGCGAGAACUUCCCCCGGCACGGCGCCGAGCAGAUCUGCGUCGGGCAGAACCACUCGGAGGACGGCGGCUCCUCGGCAGCGCUGCUCACCAGCGCCGCGCCGCCCGUCGCGCACGGCACCCCCGGAGCGCCGCGCUACGCCACGCCGGAGCGGCCGUUCCACUGCCCGCGGGCGCUGAAGGUGCCCGGGUACCUCAACUACAAAUUCCUGGGCGAGAAGGACUGCGCGGCGCCCUGCGAGCCGGCCCGGCCCGACGGCCACAUGUUCUUCAACGAGGAUGAGAUCCGCUUCGCCCGCGUCUGGAUCCUGGUCUGGUCCGUGCUGUGCUGUGCCUCCACCUUCUUCACCGUCACCACCUACCUGGUGGACAUGCAGCGGUUCCGCUACCCCGAGCGGCCCAUCAUCUUCCUGUCGGGCUGCUACACCAUGGUGUCCGUGGCUUACAUCGCCGGCUUCGUGCUGCAGGAGCGCGUGGUGUGCAACGAGCGCUUCCAGGAGGACGGCUACCGCACGGUGGUGCAGGGCACCAAGAAGGAGGGCUGCACCAUCCUCUUCAUGAUGCUCUACUUCUUCAGCAUGGCCAGCUCCAUCUGGUGGGUCAUCCUCUCCCUCACCUGGUUCCUGGCCGCCGGCAUGAAGUGGGGCCACGAGGCCAUCGAGGCCAACUCGCAGUACUUCCACCUGGCCGCCUGGGCCGUGCCGGCCGUCAAGACCAUCACCAUCCUGGCCAUGGGGCAGAUCGACGGCGACCUGCUGAGCGGCGUCUGCUUCGUGGGGCUCAACGGCAUCGACCCGCUGCGGGGCUUCGUGCUGGCGCCGCUCUUCGUCUACCUCUUCAUCGGCACCUCCUUCCUGCUGGCCGGCUUCGUCUCCCUCUUCCGCAUCCGCACCAUCAUGAAGCACGGCGGCACCAAGACGGAGAAGCUGGAGCGCCUGAUGGUGCGCAUCGGGGUCUUCAGCGUGCUCUACACCGUGCCGGCCACCAUCGUCAUCGCCUGCUACUUCUAUGAGCAGGCCUUCCGCCAGCACUGGGAGCGCAGCUGGAUCAGCCAGCACUGCAAGAGCCUGGCCAUCCCCUGCCCGCUGCACUUCACGCCCCGCAUGACGCCGGACUUCACCGUCUACAUGAUCAAGUACCUCAUGACCCUCAUCGUGGGCAUCACCUCGGGCUUCUGGAUCUGGUCGGGCAAAACGCUGCACUCGUGGAGGAAGUUUUACACGCGGCUCACCAACAGCAGGCAGGGCGAGACCACGGUGUGAGCGGCAGGCGAAGGGCUGCCUCCCUCCCUGGCUCCCUCUUUCUCUCUCUCUCUUCCAGUUAUUAUUUUUUGUUUGUUUGUUUUUUGGGUUUUUUUUUUGUUUGUUUUGUUUUUUUUUGUAAUUAAACCUGUAAAUAGCACUUGUAAAUUUAAUUAUAUAUUUCUAUUUAAAGAAAAGAAAAAAAAAAAAAAGAGGGGGAAAAGAAGCCAAAGCCGAGUGCUGGGCUGUGCUGGGCUCCGGGCUGCCAGAGAGCCAGCAGGCAGGAACGGGGAGCAGAGCAGCCACGGAGCAGAAAGCGCCGUGCUGUCAGCGCUUUUCUGGCGGCCUGCCCAGGAGCCGGGCCGUGGUUGGGGCUCUCCUCGGGGCUCUCCUGCUGCGUCCUCCCCACCUCUGCAACUGCAAAUACAGAGAGUGAAACAAGCGCUGCUGUUCUC
This is a messenger RNA of Lagopus leucura (white-tailed ptarmigan), 2111 nucleotides long. It is a transcript of the gene FZD2, whose product is annotated as frizzled class receptor 2. Gene Ontology annotation, molecular function: Wnt receptor activity; Wnt-protein binding. Gene Ontology annotation, cellular component: plasma membrane. The transcript has a single exon. Gene Ontology annotation, biological process: canonical Wnt signaling pathway; non-canonical Wnt signaling pathway. NCBI's taxonomy places the organism in Eukaryota, Metazoa, Chordata, Aves, Galliformes, Phasianidae. The record is from RefSeq and is a predicted model, not a curated record. The coding region runs from base 1 to 1677 and encodes 558 amino acids.